GGCACCGACGCGGCUUAAGUUUAUAUAAACAAGGAACAGAAACAGGACGCACUCCGACACCGUUCUCGGAAGCGCGAAUUCACUCUGAUGCCUUGAUACAAUCCCAAGCAAUCCACAGAGUUGGUUUGUGUGCCAAUUGUGACCCAUUGACGUCAUUAUCACGGUUUUCAUCAUUGUAGUAUUAUGGAGAUGGAAGGUACAGAUGUUUGUAUGGACAAAGAGCCAGAUCGUGUCAUAACAUAUUCCUCUGGAGUAGUUUCCCAUGAUUCUUCUUGUGAAGAUAGCCUCAAUCAUCAAGAUGUUGUGGAGUCGUUUGGCGAAAUAAAUGGGCAUCAUGAUAUCCACAAUUCAGAAGAGGGAAGCGAAGCAAAGGAAUAUGAAGUGAAGGAAUGCACAAAUGAAAAAUCAAUCAAGGUUCCUGAACUUCCUCUUACAGAAAAAUCUGACCAGCAGCAAAGUGUGAUCAGCUUGAAUAAUGAGAAAGAGAGACUGGACGAGAAGGUGGUACUAGAAGGAAAGAAUGCUCAUCAAUCUAUGUUAACUGUGAACUCAUUGAAAUCUUCUGCUGGAAAUGCUCGAACAAGACACACUGUUCCACAGCCAUUUGCCUUGGCAACAGAAAGGCGUGCUUCAUCUGGUACUCGACCUCCCAAUGCUAUCGUGGCUGAAAAAUCUAUCAAACACAGUGUUCAGCCUGCAAAGACCAAAUCCAAUCAGCCUGCAUCACCUAGAGCGCUGAGGAAGCCACUGCAACCUAAUAACAAGAAGCAUGCUGAUGAGGAAGAUUCCUGCUCGGUGGUUUCCAUCAGUGCCGCAGCAUCUCGGGCUAUUAAGACAAGAACUACUGUUGCUUCAGCUCCUACAUUUAGAUGCACAAAGCGUGCCGAGAAAAGGAAGGAGUUUAACUCGAAAUUGGAGGAAAAACUUCAAGCUCUGGUGGCUGAGAAGACCGAGUGUGAGACAAGGUCCAAGGAAGAGACUGAGGCCGCUAUCAAACAACUAAGAAAGAGUUUGUUAUUCAAAGCAAAUCCAAUGCCAAGCUUCUACCACGAUGGGCCUCCUCCCAAGGUUGAGCUGAAAAAGCUCCCACCAACUCGUGCGAAGUCACCUAAACUUGGCAGACGUAAGAGUUGCAAUGAUGCAGUUCAUUCAUCCUAUGGAGACAAGAUAAAAGUCAGUUGCGGCAAGGGAAAUGGUCGUCAUACAGACAGCUACAACAGAGAUAUCAUCGCACUGGAUGUCAUCGAGAAUCGAAGCAAUGUCAUUUGCUUUGUAGAGAACAAUCUGAAGCAAGAAGGAGCUUUUCACGAGGUGAUUCCUAUUGAUGUAAAUGGUUCAAAGAAUAUGAAUAUUUCUGUCCAAUCUUGAGUUUGUGACCAACUUCCAACUCGCUUCUAUCAUGCCUACUACGUCUCGCAUUUUCAAGAGUUCAUUGCAGUGGUUUAUGUAAUUUAUGAAAUGUAAAUUUCUGUAAUUUAUAUCGUUUGUUUAUGCGGAAGCAUUUUACUUCCGGACAAAAUACUUAUCUUAUAAUGGCCCUCCCACUGAAAGAAAAAAAGGAAAACAGAGAGAAAGAGAUCUACUAAGAUGUGGUUCGAGCUAUUGUUUCCUUUGUUACUUUUGUACGUAAAUUAUAGAUUGACCAUUCUUGUUUUGUAGACUUCAAUGUGAAAUUAAAAUGGAUGUUCUUCCAGUGAUUUAUUGCU
Molecule: messenger RNA, 1706 nt
Organism: Cucurbita moschata (crookneck pumpkin)
Lineage: Eukaryota; Viridiplantae; Streptophyta; Magnoliopsida; Cucurbitales; Cucurbitaceae
Product: protein WVD2-like 3
Exons: 7
Coding region: 184-1368 (394 amino acids)
Biological process (GO): microtubule cytoskeleton organization
Molecular function (GO): microtubule binding
Source: RefSeq, a predicted model, not a curated record